Mandrillus leucophaeus (drill) is the source of this 962-nucleotide messenger RNA. RefSeq names its product chromosome unknown open reading frame, human C17orf99. Lineage: Eukaryota; Metazoa; Chordata; Mammalia; Primates; Cercopithecidae. The record is from RefSeq and is a predicted model, not a curated record. Bases 51 to 848 code for a protein of 265 amino acids. The transcript is spliced from 5 exons.
GAACUAGGAGGUUCUCACCGCCUGAGCUGAGGCCCCACACCCACCGAGGCAUGGGGCUCCCUGGGCUGCUCUGCUUAGCUGUGCUGGCCGCCAGCAGCUUCUCCAAGGCACAGGAGGAAGAAAUCACCCCUGUGGUCUCCAUUGCCUACAAAGUCCUACAAGUUUUCCCCAAAGGCCGCCGGGUGCUCAUAACCUGCCAUGCACCCCAGGCACCACCGCCCAUCACCUAUUCCCUCUGUGGAACCAAGAACAUCGAGGUGGCCAAGAAGGUGGUGAAGACCCACGAGCCGGCCUCUUUCAACCUCAACAUCACACUCAAGUCCAGUCCAGACCUGCUCACCUACUUCUGCCGGGCGGCCACCACCUCAGGUGCCCAUGUGGACAGUGCCAGGCUGCAGAUGUACUGGGAGCUGUGGUCCAAGCCAGUGUCGGAGCUGCGGGCCAACUUCACUCUGCGGGACAGAGGGUCAGGCCCCAGGGUGGAGAUGUCCUGCCAGGCAUCCUCGGGCAGCCCACCCAUCACCUACAGCCUGGUCGGGAAGGACGGGCAGGUCCACCUGCAGCAGCGACCACGCCACGGGCAGCCUGCCAACUUCUCCUUCCUGCCGGGCCAGACAUCGGACUGGUUCCAGUGCCAGGCUGCAAACAGCGUCAAUGUCCAGCACAGCGCCCUCACACUGGUGCCCCCAGGUCAUGACCAGAAGAUGGAGGACUGGCAAGGUCCCCUGGAGCGCCCCAUCCUUGCCUUGCUGCCCUAUAGGAGCACCGACCAUCUGAGUGAAGAGGAGCUUGGGGUGUUCAGGACAGGGAAUGGGGAGGUCAGAAGAUGCAAAGCAGCAGCCAUGUAGAAUGAACCGUCCAGAGAGCCAAGCACGACAGAGGGUUGCAGACCAUCGGCGUGCACUGUUCGUAUUUGGAGUUCAUGCAAAAUGAGUGUGUUUUAGCUACUCUUGUCACAAAAA